This is a messenger RNA of Rotaria sp. Silwood2, 684 nucleotides long. The record is from the annotation of a GenBank genome assembly. NCBI's taxonomy places the organism in Eukaryota, Metazoa, Rotifera, Eurotatoria, Philodinida, Philodinidae.
AUGGAUCAAUUUCAAACACUUUAUUAUGAUUAUUGUAAAACUUAUUAUGUUGAACCAAAUGAAACAAUUCUAGGAGAAAUUCGAAAGGUUUCAAAUGGAGAUAAUCAAACAAAAUCUUUUAAUUUAUCUUCAUUAAAUAUUCCCGAAGCACAAUAUACAGUAUUAGGAAAAUUAUUUUCACAUGAUUUUUUAUAUACAAGUAUUCAUCUUAAUGAUUGUAAUUUAUCAAGUGAAGCUUUACAAGCUUUUCUUCAUGGACUUGUGACGAAUACAACAUGUAGAACAUUAGAAUUGAAGGGAAAUAGUAUUCAUGGAGCUGGCACCGAAGCAUUAGCAAAAGUACUGCGAAGAAAUCAAACAUUACAAAAUUUACGACUUGAAUGGAAUCAAAUUGGUGCUAUGGAUUCUCCAGCUUUUAGUAGUUUUUGUGAUGCUCUUAGUCUUAAUAAAAGUUUAAUUGAACUCGAUUUACGUAAUAAUGAUAUCAGUCAUGUUGGCGGUACUGAAUUAGCAGCAGCAUUAAAACGAAAUGUGACAUUACGCGUAUUAGAUCUUCGUUGGAAUAAUAUUGGAUUAGUUGGCAGUCGAGCUUUAUUAGCUGCAUGUCAAUCUAAUUCAACUCUUAAUGAAUUACAUUUAACUGGUAAUAACGUGCCUGAUGAUAUUAUGCAAAAUAUUACUUAA